AUGGCAACGGAUGGGUAUAUGAAGUAUCAUCAUAACUGUAGAAAGAUCAAACUUACCCAUCUCUCAUUCGCUGAUGAUCUCCUCAUUUUCAUUGAAGGCUCCAUUGAAUCUGUCCAAGCGGUACUACAAACCCUCCAUGAAUUCGAGCUCAGAUCCGGCCUAGCAGUUAGUUAUCAAAAAACAAGUUUCUUUGCAUCAGGCCUAUCGGAAGCAGAAAUGUCAGCUAUUCAAGUCUCAACUGGAAUGAAAUGUGGUACUCUACCUAUGAAGUAUCUUGGUGUGCCGCUUUGUGCUAAGAAGUUUACUCUCGCCAAUUGCGAGCCCAUGAUCCAGCAAGUAAAAGCGUGCUUCUCCUCUUGGUCGGCCAAAGCCUUGUCCUUUGCUGGGAGAUUGCUCUUGAUCAAAACUGUGAUAUCUGGAAUCACAACCUUCUGGUGUUCCUCUUUCAUCCUUCCAAAAGCAUGUAUUAACAAAAUAAAUUCCCUUUGUGGGUUAUUCUUAUGGAAGGGAAAAAUUGAGGGGCAUUACUCCGCAAGAGUAGCUUGGGACGGAGUCACGUUAACUAACGAGCAGGGUGGGUUGGGAGUUAAAAACUUACUUGUUUGGAACCUAGUUUGCUCCCUGAAGUUGGUGUGGCUGCUCUUCUUUCGCCCUUCUUCGGUAUGGGUUUCCUAUUUCAAAGAGAUCAUUUUAAAAGGAAAUAUUAGCAACUUCUGGACAAUCAAAACCAGUUCAUCAUAUUCAUGGUUGGUGAAUAAGCUUAUCAAGACUAGAAACCUCUGUUAUCCUCUGAUCAAACGUCGGCUAGGUAACGGUUUCUCAACGAGCUUCUGGUUUGACAACUGGUCCCCGUAUGGUUGCCUUAACGUGUACCUCAGUGGUGAUGUCUCGCGAUUGGAAAUUCGGAAAACUGCUACUCUGGCCUCUCUAUACUCUGAUGGAAAUUGGUCACUGUCUCCUGCCAGAACAGAAGAGCUUUUGGAAGUUCAGAUUCAUCUCACAACUGUCACCCUAUCUUAA
Molecule: messenger RNA, 1020 nt
Organism: Brassica napus (rape)
Lineage: Eukaryota; Viridiplantae; Streptophyta; Magnoliopsida; Brassicales; Brassicaceae
Exons: 1
Coding region: 1-1020 (339 amino acids)
Source: RefSeq, a predicted model, not a curated record